Molecule: messenger RNA, 3248 nt
Organism: Ogataea polymorpha
Lineage: Eukaryota; Fungi; Ascomycota; Pichiomycetes; Pichiales; Pichiaceae
Exons: 2
Coding region: 22-2058 (678 amino acids)
Biological process (GO): protein phosphorylation
Molecular function (GO): ATP binding; protein binding; protein kinase activity
Source: RefSeq, a predicted model, not a curated record
GUUCAGAUGCGGCGUGGGUCAAUGACAGAGAGUGAUAGAUAUGAACUCUUGCAAUAUUUGAAGACCGUGGAGUGCGAGGAGUACAUUGAUCUAUUUGUUGCGAAUGACAUCAAGAUUGAUCUGCUUCCCCAGCUCGAUAGACACGCUUUGAAAGAAAUCGGCAUCACCAAAGUUGGAGACAGAUUGCGACUGCAGGUUUUGAUCCAUCUUUUAAAUACUGAGAGACUCAAGUCACGAGUAAAUGUGAGUGAUCUGGCAGAGGUUGUUUCAAACGCUUCUGCCACAUUGAACAGCGUUGAUAAGACAGUCACGUAUAACGACAAAGCCCGGCGGUCGUCAGCCACUUUCAAGGUUGAAAACGAGUACAAGAACUGUGUCACAAUCAUUGGGCCGGACGGCCACAAGAACGAGGUCAACGUGACAGGGUGCUUCAGCUCAACCUCGAUCAAGAGAAAAGCUGUCAGAAAGAUGGGCAUUUCAGCCACACACGUCGAAGAGUGGAAAGCGUACUACGUUGAUGAAGAUAAUAAUCUGCACAUGAUGUUUGAUGCAGAGUUCACGGCACUGUGCCACUCUCCUGACCGUCCAGAAAAAAAACGUAUUAUUCUAUGUCAUGCGAGCGAGUCACCGUCGGAAGCAGCUUUGGCAACCUCGAAGUCCAUCUUGGCAAGUGGGGGUACGGAAACCAAGACUUUGAAGAAUUUCCUUGGACAGAGACCGCCUUCACAGCUAAUCUCCACCAACCUUGGAGAAUACUUCCCUGACACUGGGGCCACCGAGUUACGGGAGGUGAUGCGCAAUAGUGUGCGAUUUUCGAUGUACAGCUCUAAAAUGAGCACACAGCAAUCCACGCGCGAGUCGAUCUACUCUGGAAGGCCGCAGUCUAUUGCCAGCUCUGUGUUCAGCUAUGGUGUUGCAGUUCCUGUCAAACAUACUGUUGGAGAUGUUAUUCUAAACCACUCAGCUGCUAUGGACACAAUCCGUGCCGACCAGCCGCCGCAUUUAGAAGGUGAGGGAACCAUUCGUGCUUCAACGCGAAAUGUGUCUCUGGAAAAGAACGGCAGUUUGGAUUCGAAGCAACGGGCGCGCAUGUCUGUUGCGGUCUCUAUGCGAGAAAACAGAGAUUCGACGGUAAUCAAGCUUUUUGACGACGAGGACGACGACGAGUCGUUUGAUUCGUCUGAGCAACUCAGUUUCUCACUGGAAAACAAUGACGGUCCAUCUGUCUGGCACAAGGGAACUAAAAUUGGCCAGGGCUCUUUUGGUACCGUGUAUUUAGGACUCAAUGGACUGACAGGAGAGCUAAUGGCCGUGAAACAGGUUAGCCUUCCUCGGUCGUCUGAGGAUUCCAAACAGAAGAUGGUGAAUGCUUUGAAGCAGGAACUUUCGCUGCUCAGGGUCAUGAACCACGAAAAUAUUGUGCGCUAUCUCGGAUCAUCCGCCGAUUCUGACAAUAUUUACAUAUUUUUGGAGUACAUUCCUGGGGGGUCGGUGAGUUCGAUGUUAUCGACCUACGGGCCUUUUGAAGAGCCAUUGGUGCGAAACUUUGUCACACAGGUGCUCAUAGGGCUUAAAUAUUUACACGGCGAGGACAUUAUUCAUCGAGACAUCAAAGGAGCAAAUAUUCUGAUAGACAUUGACGGGACGGUGAAAAUCAGUGAUUUCGGUAUCUCGAAAAAAAUUGACAUCAAUGAUAGAGAGCUGGAGGAUACUGGCACCACCAAGCAGCAGAAACGCGCGUCUUUGCAAGGGUCCGUGUACUGGAUGGCCCCCGAGGUGGUCAAGCAGAUUGCCUAUACAGACAAAGCCGACAUCUGGUCUUUAGGGUGUCUGAUUGUGGAGAUGCUGACCGGCAAGCACCCGUAUCCGGGAUUUUCGCAGAUGCAGGCGAUUUUCCGCAUUGGCACGUUGACGGUGCCCAACAUUCCAGACGGCAUCACGGACGACUGUCGCGACUUCCUCACGAUGACUUUUGAGACCGAUUACAAAAAACGUUGCAAUGCCGCCAGGCUUCUGAAACACCCAUUUAUCACGCCGUUGUUGACGACAAAGCGCUAGGCCAGACUGCGGGUUUCUGGGGUCUGCGAAUGGUCUUUCAAAAUUGCAUUCAUGAGUGCGCUUCCUCCGCCGAGAACAAAAUAGCCGUGGCCAAGGUCCCGCAAGUGCUUUAUAUCUCUAGGAUGCCUAUUUAUUUCUAACAGGCUGUUUCUUCUAUUGGUAGUGUUGUAGAAGUGCUCGCUUUCUAUAAAAUUGUUGAGUUCUGGUGUUGAUUUUGAUGUCUGGAUGAGUCCCUGUGGUCUUGGUGGCAACUCCUCGUCAGUCGAAACCAUGGAAGCCGUUUCUGACACAGGCUGGUGUGCAGGAAUGUGUGAUGGCGGCUCUGACCCAACGAGAUCGUGCUCAUUCUCGCUGGUUUUGGCUCCGCAUAUCAGAAACACGCCUGAGAACGUGAGCAAAGCCCCGGCCAAGAAGACUAUGCACUGUGCGGCAGAUUUGUCCGCAAAGUCGUUGAAAACAACAAUCGAGCAGAGCAGAACAGCCGUGGUGAAAAACACAAAAUGGAUGGGCACCACUGUGGUGGCAUUGGCGAUUCUGAGACAAGAGUUUAGAUAGUGGACCUGGAACCCGGAGGUGCCGAUUAUGACCAGAAACAGCACGUAAGGCCGCCAAUUGACGAAUAUAUCGCGGAAAGGCACAAACUCAACUACCGAAGCCAGCAGUUUUGUGGAGAUCGCGGUGUAGGUGCCGAAAAGUGCCACUAGCGACAGAUGCAGGAGGAUGUAUGUCAUGGACCGUUCCAAGUUGCGCAGCCGGAGCAUGAGAACGACGAUGGUGACGAGUGUGCUUGCAAGAUAGAUGAGUGUUGGCGACGAAAGCACCAUGGAGUCUAUGUACGAAAAAGGGUCUUGGAUAGGCGGUGCUGCGGAAUCGCUGACCGAGGACAGUAUCAUGAAGACCACGCCGAUCGCGCUGGAGAAGGUACCGUAGAGGUCUCUGCGCCGGAUCUUUUCGUGGAACAGAACAGGCGCAAUAAAGGUGGAAUUCGAAAUGAUGGUCACGACGCCGAGAGGCGCCACGAUGCUGACGGGGGUCAGACCGUAGCUGACAAAAUUACCCACCUCUCCUAGAGACAUGAGCAUGAAGCCAAGCUGCCAUUUCAGGUUGCGGGCGUAAUGCUCGGAGCCCAAGUGGAGAUGGGCCUGUUUCUGAAUGUUCAGGGAGAUGGAAAUGAGUAUGUUGCCCGAAAC